Molecule: messenger RNA, 2669 nt
Organism: Ochotona princeps (American pika)
Lineage: Eukaryota; Metazoa; Chordata; Mammalia; Lagomorpha; Ochotonidae
Gene: CPNE5
Product: copine 5
Exons: 22
Coding region: 419-2251 (610 amino acids)
Biological process (GO): cellular response to calcium ion
Cellular component (GO): plasma membrane
Molecular function (GO): calcium-dependent phospholipid binding
Source: RefSeq, a predicted model, not a curated record
GGAGCCGGAGCCGAAGCCCGAGCCAAGGAGGUGGCGCUAGCAGUCUCGCCCCAGCCCCACCGCCUCCUGCGCCGAGACCCAGCGCAAGCGGCGCAGCCCGGGCGCUCUCGGCUCCGCGCUGCCCGCGCCCCGGCCACCCACGCCCCUCUCCGGGUCUCCCGCGUCGCUCUCCGCGCGGCGCCCCAGCCCUUGGUUUCCCAGGCUCCUCGCGGCGCCCCCAGCGCCCCUUCCCCACCCGUGGGCCCCGCUCCCUCCGCCCCCUCGCUGCCCACGCCCCCUCUUGGCACUCCUCUCUCCGCCCAUUGCCUCCCGGCGCGGCUCCCGAGUUGGGGGUUAGCCGGGGCUCCGGUGGCUCGGCAGAAGGCGUGAAUCGCGCAGCAAUUGAUUGACUCAUUUUGGGUGGGGGGCGAGUCAGGCGAUGGAGCCGCCCGAGGACAUGGCGUCGCUGAGUGAGUUCGACUCCUUGGCGGGCAGCAUCCCGGCCACCAAGGUGGAGAUCACCGUGUCCUGCAGGAACCUCCUGGACAAAGACAUGUUCUCCAAGUCUGACCCAUUGUGCGUCAUGUAUACACAAGGGAUGGAGAACAAGCAGUGGCGGGAGUUUGGCCGCACGGAAGUCAUUGACAACACACUCAACCCCGACUUUGUGCGCAAGUUCAUCGUGGACUACUUCUUCGAGGAGAAGCAGAACCUUCGCUUUGACCUGUAUGAUGUCGACUCCAAGAGCCCGGAUCUGUCUAAACACGAUUUCCUGGGCCAAGCCUUCUGCACCCUUGGAGAGAUUGUGGGGUCUCCCGGAAGCCGCCUGGAGAAGCCCCUCAUGAUAGGAGCAUUCAGCUUGAAUUCCAGGACAGGCAAACCCAUGCCAGCUGUGUCCAACGGAAGUGGUCUUUGGAUGGAAAGUUUGAGAACCCCGGGUCCGGAAGCCUCCGGUGGUGUCCCAGGAAAGAAAUGUGGCACCAUCGUCCUGUCUGCAGAGGAGCUCAGCAACUGUCGGGAUGUAGCCACAAUGCAGUUCUGUGCCAAUAAGCUGGACAAGAAAGAUUUCUUUGGGAAAUCUGAUCCCUUCCUGGUCUUCUACAGAAGCAAUGAGGAUGGCACGUUCACCAUCUGCCACAAGACUGAGGUCAUGAAGAACACUCUCAACCCAGUCUGGCAGACCUUCUCCAUUCCUGUGAGAGCGCUCUGCAACGGGGACUACGAUCGGACCAUCAAGGUGGAGGUGUACGACUGGGACCGAGAUGGCAGCCAUGACUUCAUUGGGGAGUUCACCACGAGCUACCGGGAGCUGGCCCGUGGGCAGAGCCAGUUCAACAUCUAUGAGGUGGUGAAUCCAAAAAAGAAAAUGAAGAAGAAGAAAUACGUGAAUUCUGGCACAGUCACCCUGCUUUCUUUUGCUGUGGAGUCGGAGUGUACCUUCCUGGACUACAUCAAAGGAGGGACCCAGAUCAAUUUCACCGUGGCCAUUGACUUCACUGCCUCCAACGGGAACCCCUCACAGUCCACAUCCCUGCACUACAUGAGCCCCUACCAGCUGAAUGCCUAUGCCCUGGCACUGACCGCCGUCGGUGAGAUCAUCCAACACUACGACAGCGACAAGAUGUUCCCUGCCUUGGGCUUUGGGGCCAAGCUGCCCCCGGACGGCAGGGUGUCCCAUGAGUUCCCACUGAAUGGCAACCAGGAGAAUCCCUCAUGCUGUGGCAUCGAUGGCAUCCUGGAGGCCUACCACCGCAGCCUGCGCACCGUGCAGCUCUACGGCCCCACCAACUUCGCACCCGUCGUCACCCAUGUGGCCAGGAAUGCAGCGGCCGUACAGGAUGGCUCCCAAUACUCUGUGCUGCUCAUCAUCACCGACGGGGUCAUCUCAGACAUGGCGCAGACCAAGGAGGCCAUUGUCAACGCUGCCAAACUCCCCAUGUCCAUCAUCAUCAUCGGCGUGGGCCAGGCAGAGUUCGAUGCCAUGGUGGAGCUGGAUGGUGAUGACGUGCGGAUCUCCUCCCGGGGGAAGCUGGCUGAACGGGACAUUGUGCAGUUCGUGCCCUUCCGGGACUACGUGGACCGCACAGGCAACCACGUGCUAAGCAUGGCCCGCCUAGCCCGAGAUGUGCUAGCAGAGAUCCCCGACCAGCUGGUGUCCUACAUGAAGGCUCAGGGCAUCCGCCCUCGUCCCCCGCCCGCUGCCCCAGAGCACUCCGCACCGCAGUCCCCAGCCCGCACACCCCCCGCCUCUCCGAUGCACACGAACAUCUGAGCCUGGCCAUGCGGGCAGGUGACUGGGGCUCCGGGGGAACCCACUCAAGACCCUGUUCAGUCACCUCAUUUGUUGCGAGGACUUCUGUGUGUCUGGGACAGGCUCGUUGUCUCACAUCCAGCCCAGUGCAGGGACAGGUAACAGGCUGGAUGCUGGAGUGCUGGGGUUCAGGUCCUUUCUUCCUGGGUCCCUCAGCCAGGUACUGAGAGGGUCUCUCUGGCAGGCCAGCCCUGGGCAGCACCCGUCCCAUUCCGGCUCGGAGCUCAGCCUCCUCCUCCAACCCCUGUUCUGCCUCCUGUACUAUCUGCCCCUACCCCAGGGCUAAUGGGUUGGCAGGAACAUCUAAACACAUGACCCUGCAGGGAUCCGUGCAGUGGGAUGUGUCAAGGAGGUAGCUGCCAUGCACUGUGGGCCUCUC